UAUUGACAUAUUCUUCAACCAAUUGCAUUCAAAGAAUCUAAAUUUGACCAAUGGGGAACGGGACAAGAUUGAGACGCAAGAUUUCAUCAUGGCGGCUAAUGAAUUACACUAUUAGUAAAUUUAACCUCACUACAUUCAACACUAUGUUAAACAUAUACUUGCAAUUUGUACAUACUGUACAAUCUAGGAAAGUUACAGAAACAGUAAGAAAAAUCUGCACCUCCUAUCAGCUGUAUAAAGAAGUUCCAAAAAGUCUGAAAGGUCGUAGCAAAAGUUCACAAGAAUGGUUAACAAGGCAACUUGCCGAUCCAUACGUAGAAAAGGCAAAAGUGUUGAACUACAGGUGCCGUAGUGCAUUUAAACUGAUUGAAAUUGAUGAUAGAUUCAGUCUGCUUUCUCCUGGACAGUGUGUUGUCGAUUGUGGUGCAGCACCUGGAAGCUGGACUCAAGUUGCAGUACAUCGGGUUAAUGCAAAUGGGAAAGAUGCCAGGAAACCUGUGGGACAGGUCAUAGCUGUCGAUCGUAAUCCAAUAUAUCCAAUAGAAGGUGCUAUGUUGAUGGGUGGAAUAGAUUUCACAACGCCUUCUGCCCAUGCAAAGUUACAGGAGCUAUUGGACGGCAAGAAAGUGAACACUGUUCUGAGUGACAUGGCUCCAAAUGCAAGUGGUAUUCGUGAGAUGGAUCAUGAAAAUAUUGUGCAUUUGGCUUAUUCUGCAUUGCGAUUUGCUGUGCAGGUGUCAUGUGUAGGUGGAUCUGUACUGCUCAAAGUAUGGGAUGGACGUGAAUCUGCCAGACUAGAACAAGACAUUGCAAGGUUCUAUAAGCAGGUGAAGAUCGUAAAACCUCCUGCUAGCCGUUCAGACUCUGCUGAGAAAUUCUUGUUGGCUAGAAUAUUCAAGGGCUUAAAAACAUAAUAUAUUUUCUUAAUAGGAUGUUUUCAAUUAUGUGUGCAUUGAAUUCAGAAGGUACUUUGAUAGAAGUUAGGUUGUCUUAUCAGUAUUCAUGCACUCUUUGAACUCCGUAUGUAAAGUGGGUGCAUAAUGAGGAUGUCAUCUGUCUGCCCAGUAAGUGAUGUUCACGUACCGUGAAUGGAGUAGCCUGCCCCGAGCCAAU
Molecule: messenger RNA, 1113 nt
Organism: Zootermopsis nevadensis
Lineage: Eukaryota; Metazoa; Arthropoda; Insecta; Blattodea; Termopsidae
Gene: Mrm2
Product: Mitochondrial rRNA methyltransferase 2
Biological process (GO): RNA methylation
Cellular component (GO): mitochondrion
Molecular function (GO): rRNA (uridine-2'-O-ribose)-methyltransferase activity
Source: RefSeq, a predicted model, not a curated record